Ramularia collo-cygni is the source of this 2655-nucleotide messenger RNA. RefSeq lists its product as uncharacterized. Bases 1 to 2655 code for a protein of 884 amino acids. The record is from RefSeq and is a predicted model, not a curated record. The transcript is spliced from 4 exons. NCBI's taxonomy places the organism in Eukaryota, Fungi, Ascomycota, Dothideomycetes, Mycosphaerellales, Mycosphaerellaceae. Gene Ontology annotation, molecular function: protein binding.
AUGCACCUGUCUCUAUACCUAAACCACAACUCCACGGACUCUCAAGUGUCACUGGCGCAUCAAAUUCCCAUUCAAAGAGUCAACGGACGCAAAAAACAUCCUGCAGCUCAUUCAUCCCGUCCCCGCCGCAAGAUGCGGGCAGAAGGCCAUGUGCUAUCGGAGCUGCCGGAAGAACUUCUUCAAGAUGUGAUCGAGCGAUUGGAGCAAAGCGAUCUAACCUCACUCAAUGUGGUCUCCCGAUGGGGUUAUCUGGUUGCAACGCCCCGAAUAUGGAGUGAUGUGGAGUUGACGGAUUGUCGAACUUACCACGAUGGGGACGAAUUUGAUGAGCACGACGACACCCGAAUCAUCCAGAAGCUGCUACUCUUCGUGCGAAAUCCUUGGUUGGCGUCUUGUGUUCGUACCCUAACACACAGAUGUCAUCUUUCACCUCCGGCAAUAUUCGGGGAGCUUCCAGGCAAUCCUUUCAACAGCCAAACUCUGUCUACCGACCCUCGAACCAUCAAACUCGUACAGCUGGCAGCUAGAAACAUGACCCAAGUCCAUACUCUGCGCAUAAUUCUAGGACAUGCUACCUUGACAGAUGCUCUUAUCCGCAGCUUCUUCGACGUUCGCCGGCAAAAGGUAGAUGGUGUAAUACCGGUGCGCAAGCUAUGGCUGGAGAACUGCAGAAUCUCUGCGGGUCUAAAUAUCAACCUAGACGAUGGCAACCCUUAUGGAUUACCACCCCAGUUGAGCUUCCUUGGUCUGGAGUCGGUACGUAUUAGACGCUUGCCCAUGAGAUCUGCAAGCUCCCAUGUUCUACCGCAAGGCGUGGUGUAUUCGAGAGGUGGCAGACUUCAACGCCUUCAGGAUGGUCUGGGUGGCAUGUACGAAACCACGGUUCAAGACGUCGAUGUUGAGUCUCGAGCUGCUUUGGACCAUGCUACAUGGCUGUCGGAGCGAACACUCAAUUCCUUCGAUCCAUCUGCAGAUGAAUACGAGGAUUCUCCGCUUGAGAUUAUGUAUGAGACUGCGCACCAGUAUGACCAGCGUAUUUAUGAAAAUCUCGCCGAGGACCAGGAAUUACCCCCAGAAGUCUUGCGUCUUGGGCAGAUGACAUUCGGGAACCGUGCGAUGCAGGCGUAUAGAGGCGACUGGCUCGAUCCCGAUCCGGCCACACUUGCGCUUGAAGAAUCUAGGUUGCCAGUCGUGCAGCGUGAACGAAUCCCAUCCUCCGAUGCAGCGAUUUCAAUGCUUAGAAGCACUGCUGAAACACUUACACAUUUAAAUCUUGACUGGGUCUACUGUGCUCCUACAAGAUUCGGUCCGGUAGACUCUACAGCUCUUCGGUCCUGGCCGAAGAUUUAUCAAGAUCUGUUCAGCUGCCGCUUUCCGCAUCUUCGCAGCUUCCAGUGGAGGAACUGUGUUGUAUCCGACACUAGGAUGCCAGGAGGACUGUACCUGUUAGAUUGCUCAAGUUCGAAUUUUGCUAACUCUGAUCCGAACGACUCCAAUACUCCCGGCGCUGCGGUCAAAGAUCUGGCAGGUCUGGAGUUCCUCGAAGCGCACCCUGGUAUCGUUUGCUUGGCGUGGCCUGUGGAUCAUUUCUUCUCGCAUGUAUCUCCUCCUGCAGAAGUAUCGACGCGAGUGCAAGCCGUGGUGGAGAAUCUCGGACGAACGUUGUUGGACCUGCGAGUCGACGCUCUAUACAGCGGUACUGGCGAAAUGAGCAGCGAGGCUCUGCACUGCAAAGACAUUGCUGCCAGGAAACGCCGGUUGCGGUUCAUAAGCGAGUUCGCGGCCAAGAUGACCAGAUGUGAGAGCAUCAAGAUCGAAGGUGGCCUCCCGAGAGACGAGAGACGAGAAAUCGUUCGCGCUAUGCACGCCUGUCCACUGAAGAAGAUUGUGAUGAUUGGGGUGUGCAGUACCGUUGGCAAUACUUGGGGUGCUGGCGGCGAGGACGCCCGGCAUGCUGUCGAGAACGAAGACGUGGACGACCUGGAAGAAGAAGACAGACGUGCUGUGUUUGAGCUGGGGGUCAAGACGCCGCAGCCCCCUCCUCACAAUUUCGUGUUUGAGCCGCAAUUCGGCUGGAGUGGUACGGCGCCCAUGCUCCACACACUGGCCUCCUUCCACGCAGAUACCAUCACUGAGCUGAAGUUCUGUGGAUAUAAAGGCUCCGCUCUACUGUUUGACCCCACACCAAUUACCACGCCGCUCUUCUCGGCCUUGAAGCAUUUCCACAACCUAGACUCUCUCAUCCUUAGCCUUUGGUUGACCACGGCAUUCGAGGGUCGACAGUCAAACGAUGCUGAGGUCAUACAAUACUGGUACAAUCAACGAUCUUCGGAGUCACUUGCGCUGGUCUGCAUCAACGAUGAAGAGCCAGAAGGUUGGGAAAAGGAGCUUGUCACGAAAUAUGCCCCCGAUGCUCUCGCUUGGAGAAUCACCAAUUUCAUCGGGCCGUUCUUGAGCGAAAAGGCCAAGAAGAGAAAGGGCGGCGUGCAUGUGCGAGCUUCCUUUUGCAUUGGCGACUGGGGAGGUGUCUUUGACGUUGACCUUCACAUUGGUCAGAGUGCGCUGGGAAAUGUUUGCUUGGACUUUCAGGGACCUAGGGAGGAGAUGGAAAGUAGUCGAAGGAAGGCGAAGCUGGAAGGAAGACGAUGGUUUUGA